Coregonus clupeaformis (lake whitefish) is the source of this 2918-nucleotide messenger RNA. RefSeq names its product serine/arginine repetitive matrix protein 4. Lineage: Eukaryota; Metazoa; Chordata; Actinopteri; Salmoniformes; Salmonidae. Bases 426 to 2294 code for a protein of 622 amino acids. The transcript is spliced from 12 exons. Gene Ontology annotation, biological process: neuron maturation; regulation of RNA splicing; mRNA processing. Gene Ontology annotation, molecular function: mRNA binding. The record is from RefSeq and is a predicted model, not a curated record. Gene Ontology annotation, cellular component: nucleus.
AGCAGCAGUCUGACGGUGUGGCAGCAGCAGAAGUCUGACGUUGUGGCAGCAGCAGCAGUCUGACGUUGUGGCAGCAGCAGCAGCCUUUGUCUUGUCCAGCUUGGUCCACAUGCUCCCCCCGUAGAUAGAAGAGAACAGAAGAGAGGGGAGGAGCAGCGCUGAGCACUGACACAUUGACCUACUCUACCAGGGUGAGAACAACGUUUGCUGUUUGCUGUGUUUCCCUGUGUGGAUUCAGAUUCAGUACUUGGACAGCUCCAGAGUGCUCCACUCUCCAACACAUUCCUGUAGUAGAGCAUAGUAUAUGUGAAGUCUCCCUCGUCGAGACCCCAGCCCCAGCGGCAGCCCUGGACCUCCAGCCCCAUCCCCCCUUGGCUCUCUCCCUGGCUCCCUGCGCACCUCUCCCCCUGGGUACAGCAGACAGCAUGGCCAGCCUGGAGCACCAGUGGGAGAAGCAGCUCUUUGAGAAGUUCUGGAAGGGGACGUUUAAGGCUGUGGCCACACCGAGACCAGGGAGCAUCAUCGUGGCCAGCAUCACCGCACGGAGGAGGGUAAUCAGCACUGAGACAACAACUUGCCAUCCACUCAAGGCUGAUGAGAGGAAAGCCGAGGCAGAAGACACCAAGUUGGACACAACCACAGACAGAAAUGGAUGCAUUAGAGACAUGGGACGACGCAAACAAGGCAGCUAUCAUCGGACACAGCGUGUGUUGUUUGAUGACGAUCUCUCCCCUCGGCCCCACGCUUCCAAGGGGAAGAAGAAGAGGAGGAAAUCGGAGCGAAAGAGGAAGAGGAAAAGGUCUCCGUACUAUAGUCUGUCUCCAGUGAGGAAGAAGAAAAAGAAGAAGAAGAAGAGCUCCAAGAAAAGCAAACGCCACGGGUACACCUCUAAAAAGACAAAGCACAGCUCUUCUAGUUUGAAACAUAAGAGGAAGGAUGAUCGAAAACACAAGAAAAGCUCACGGAGCCACAUGCACCGGAGACGACGCUACCGGAGGUCGGAGUCUGAGAGUUCCAUCUGGCGCUCCUCCAGCACCGAGAGCAGGCAUCAUCUGCACAAAUCAGUGGAUCACCCUGCGUUGGGAGGCAUAGCAGCCCUGAGGGAGGACCCUGGUACAGCACUGGACCACAGACGGUUUGAGUGGGAGCCGGCCGCCAAUUCAGUGUGUAAAACAACUCCAGUCUUUGGCUCCGUCCUUUCUACCGGCACCUCAAAUCUUGGCGGUGAGGUUUUAAACACAACAGUGAUUCUCCGUCACACUCUGACCAAUCAGAGCAAAGGGCCAAAGGAUUACGAUUCCGGGAAUGACACGUCUUCCCCACCAUCGACCAAAACCGGCAUUUCACAGUCAAACGUCAUCGGCGACAAAAAGGUCCUAUGUCAAGCGUCGGCUUCACCGGAGAAACUGAAGUUUAGGGACGGAGACAACGCGUCUGACUCUGGGAACUCGAUGACCAGCUAUGCUUCCCUGUGUAAACCUCUGUAUGUGGAUGGUGGUUUGUCUACUCCUAUUUUCAAUGGGAACGGCAAGAGUGAGCCGGUGACAACCUCAGGAUGGGGGGCCAAGGUGGAGAGACCUCAGAAGACUGCCUCCAUCUCUCAGUUGAGGACGGUGGCCUCUUCACGUAAGAGGACUAAAGACAAGUCCUCCUCCAGCAGCAGCAGCAGCAGAAGCAGGAGUAGAUCGUCUGGGAGCUCCAUACACUCUGGACGCUACUCUCGAAGCCGAUCACUGUCAACUGCCAGGUCAUACUCCCGUUCACCCAGCUACUCAGCUGGUUUGAGAAGGAAACAAAGUGAAGACAGUGGGAGGUCCAGAGGAAGAUACUCCAGAUUAAGCGAAGACAGUGUCCGAGAGAGGAAGAGGGACCCCAGCUCCUGUGAGAAGGAUGUGAAACACAGCAGUCGGAGGCAUAGACGUAGGUCCUACUCUCCCAUGAGGAAAAGGAGGAGAGAUUCACCCAGUCACCUGGAAGCCAGGAGGAUAACCAGUGCCAGGAAGAGACCCAUCCCCUACUUCCGGCCCAGUCCUUCGUCCAGCAGUCGCUCUACCAGCGUAUCCUCUUGGAGCAGCCUCUUCACAAGGAGCCGUAGCCCCAGUCCUGGCCUCUGCCUCAGUCGAUCCAGGAGUAGGAGUAGGAGCCGAGGAAGAAGUAGGAGUAGGAGUUACUCCUCCUACAGGAUCUACAGUCGCAGCUCGUCUUGGAACUCCAUCUUUGGGAGUCGGAGUCGGAGCCAGAGUCGGAGCUAUGACUCGUUGGACGGUUACAGCAAGAACAAGAACCGGCGCUGAGUUAUCAACAGACUGAGUUGUCGACAGACUGAGGAGGAGACUGCACUAUGAUUCCCCAAGUCAACUGGAGAACAGCGAAAGUAUGGGGAAAAAUGUCAUCUCUUUGCAUCAUUCCUUGUUAGAUCCCUGAGCCAGAAACUUCAGACAAAUGUUUUACCAUACAUUGAAUUCCUUGGCAGAUGAAUUCCCGUCUUGAAUUGAAUCAGUGCUGUUCACAUUGCCCAGACAGAAACCACUGGAAAUAGAUUGAUUGAAUGUUGUCUUUGGUUCAUUUUGUACAUCCUCAGUGUAUUUGCCAUGGCCAGAGACAGUUUUUUCUUGUGACACUCUUCCUCUGACGUCCAUGAGUGAAACAAAGGAUGAAGGAGCACCAUUCAUUUUUACCCUCUGAUAAACUCUUCAUUUUAUAACAGCUCUUAAGUUUAAUUUCUGAUCUGUGAUGUGCACUACAAAGGUGUUUUGGGACAAUUUCAGUAGUUUUGUGAAUGUGUGUAUUUUCAAACGGCGUGAGAGAGUGUUUAUCAGGAACAUAGGAAAAGGUGUGUUGCUUCUCUGAUCUCAGCUCUUCAGAAGGUAGAGCACAAACAUGGCCUCCUCUGAGAAAUGGAGGAGGAGGAGGAGAAG